Astrephomene gubernaculifera is the source of this 7103-nucleotide messenger RNA. NCBI's taxonomy places the organism in Eukaryota, Viridiplantae, Chlorophyta, Chlorophyceae, Chlamydomonadales, Astrephomenaceae. The record is from the annotation of a GenBank genome assembly.
AAUUGGUCGAGCCAUUAAGUUUAACACUAAAUGCAUCAACUGGUUAUGACCGCGGCCCCUUGGUCGCAGCGGUGUGAAAAGCAAUCACUACAAUGUCAGAUAAUGGCAUUGACUUCAGCCAUUAAAUAAGGGCUCGCACAAUAUAGAAGUACGAUAUGAGUUCAGAAGAACUGGCUAGUGACAUGGCGGCACAACAACACGGUGUACUAGCCUCGAAGUGCUGUGUUUCUUGUACCAGGAGAUCGCCGUUUUUCCUGGCGGUUGAGGAGGGAGAUGCUACCGAGGUUGCAAGGUUUGUACGGGAGGAUGCUUUAUGGCUAAGGCAUGCCGAUAAGAAGAAUAGGCGCACUGCGUGGCACAUCGCUGCGGAGAAGGGUCAUGUUGAGGUACUACGGGUGCUCCGGGACCGGGCCGUAGAGGAGGACGCGGGCCAGCAGCUGAACAACCACCUCAGCCUCUCCUUCAGCCUGUCGCUGUCGGCCCGUCUCAUGUCCCUCUCGCGGACGCCCCUAGGGCCCGAAGAGCGGGUGGCCGAGCUGGUGAACGGGCGCAGCGCCUGGGGCCUCACGCCGCUGUCUCUGGCGGCCGCACACGACCGGGCGGAUGCGGUCAACUUCCUGCUGGAGAUAGGUGCGGACCCCUGGCAGGGCGACCACGAGGGGCGCAACGCGGCUCACCUGGCAGCCAAGUACGGAGCCAUUCGGGCGCUGCAGGUCCUGCUGGGUCAGGAGCGCCCCCUGAGCAGCCGUGCAGUCAUCCACAACCACCCCUCCACCCGCCUAGCCGACUGCCUGGACCUGUUCGGCUGGACGCCGCUGCACUACGCCACCUGGUGCAACCGCCGCUCAGCCAUGAUGCUGCUCAUAGGCUUCGACGCCAACCUCAUUGCCAGGUCGCUGCUGCUCCACUCCGAGUACGCCAACCUGCCUGCCGGCUCCACGCCGCUGCACAUCGCCUGCCUGCACGGCUGCCUGGACCGAGUGAGGAUGCUGCUGCGGGCUUACUACGAGACGGCAGCCGACCUGCUGCCCAGCCAGACGGCGCUACUGGCGAGUGUGGAGCGCCGCCGCCGCGCCCGCAGCCACCCCGACCCGCGACUCAUCCUCACACGCACGCAGCGCCUGCCCUUCCAUGUGGCUGCCAGGUCCGGCCACCGACAUCUGUUGGACUGGCUGGACCCCUCCGUGCCGCUAAUGUUCCUGUUUGGCGGGGAGGAGGCGGAUGAGAGCGGCGGGGGGCAGGCGGGAGGCGGCUCGGGGGGCGGGGUGGAGGGCGCGGAGGCACGCAGACGCAGCGGGCAGGUGCCGCUGGUGGGCGUGUCCAGGCUGACAGUCAUCGCUGCUCGCGCGCUGCACAGCUCGCUGCUUGCCUCCCUGGACGCGGCGGAGAAGGAGAUGCGGCGCGCGGCGGAGGCAGCGGAGGCGGCGGCGCAGGAGCGCAGGCGGCGGCGGGAGAUGCGGCGGGUUGCGAAGGAGGCAGCGGCGGCGGCGGCAGCCCUGAAGCAGGGCAAGGAACCCCCACCUGAGGGCCUCACGAGCACGAUCCGGAGGUUUAUGGGACGGGCGUCAAAGGACGAGAAGCCGGUCUCGUCAGCACCGGCGUCGGCGUCGGCGGCAGCGCCGGCGUCGGCGGCCGGCAACCGCAGCGGCGGCGGCUGGCGGCCGUGGCGGCAUCGCGGCCGCCGGGCGCGUGGGAACUCCUCCGGUGGCGGCGGCAGCAGCGGCGGCGGGGCAGCAGCGGCUGCUGACGGCGGCGGGGAGGAGCAUGCAGGUGGCCCCGCUCCCCCCGCUCACUCGCGCUCGUCUCGGCGACGCGGCACGCGUCGGCGUCGUCCCCCGACGGACCCCCAGACGGCAGAAUCCGCCGGCGCAACACCAGUCGCGAGCGCUGCAGUACCGGCGGUAGCAGCGGCGGCGGCAGCGCAGCAGCGGUCGGAGUCAACGUCUCCUGAAGGCGCAGCAGCGGCAGCUUCAGCCAACAACACCGCCGGGGUCGCGGUCGCAGUAGCCACAAAUGUGGGGGCUCUUGGUUCGGAUGUCCCGGAGGGCGGCAGCGGCAGAGGCGGCCGAGGCGGAGGCGCCACCGCAGCAGCAGCAGCGGGUGCAGCAGCCCCUCCCAGCAGCACCACACCCCCCACCAGCCCCAUGGCCCGCAGCUCCCGCUCGCUGCUUCAGCUCCUGCAACCCAGACCCUCCGACACAGAUGCCCCACCAGGGCCCCGCCGCAGCAGAAUCUGGGGAGGAGGAGCAGGCGACGCCGCCCCCGCCGCCGUCGCCUCCAACGUUGCGCCCCCUGUCGCCGCCGCCUCCGCCGCCGUGGCCGAUGCCGACAGCGACACAUGCAGCAGCGUUGACGGAGGCGGCGGCGGUGAGCGCAGCAGCCCCGGACUAACGCGGAAGAUGCUGCGGCGGCUGUAUCGUGUGGCGUUGGGGCGGCGCGGCAGUGCGGCUGCGGGCUCUCGUGCGCAUGGGCAUGCAGCGCUGGUGGCCAGGCUGCAUCGGGCGGGCAUCCAGAUACCGGAGGGGCCGGAUGAGGCGGUGGCGUACUUCACUCCCGGUCGCGAGCCGCGUUACAACAUGCCCACCCGCAUCCUGCUGCCGGGGCUGGCAGCGCCGAGGUGGGCCCCCACGUCACCCGCCCCCUCCGCAGCCUCCGCCACCACCGCCCUCUCCCCGGACGGCUCCCAUGCGCCCUCCGAGCGCCCGCAGCCUCCCUGGGGGCAGCAGCACCACCACCCUCACCACCCUCAUCUGCAUCCGCACCCUCAUCAUCAGCAGCAGCAACAGCAGCCGCAUCAUCCCCCAGCUGUAUCCGCAGUGCCAGACAUUAGCCCCGUGGCAUCCCAGGAAAUGGAUCCAGGGAAAGCAGCAGCAGCCAGGCCGGCGGCGGCGACCGCGUUGGCAGCUGGAGCUGGUUGCGGUGGCGGCGGAGGUGCGCCAGAAGCCGUGGCGGCGGCGGCUUCCUCGUCAUCUGGGGAGGAUGCCGCAGCGGGGCCUGCUGAGCGAGGAAACCAGGGGCGCUGUGGCGGAGAGGACAUUGCGAGGGUGUUGCAUGCGGGCGGUGUUGGCAUGCGGACGGAGGGCAGUACGGCAGGAGGCGAAGCGACGGCGGCUGCCGGCGGCGGCGGCGGCGGUACGGCAGGGGGCAGUGCGUUCCUGACCCAGAUGUUUUUGCCCCGGGAGAGCGCUGACGCGUUGCAUGCCGCCGCUGGGGCGUUACCAUCGCCCACGUCGCCGCUGCCGACCGCAUGUCAUCGUCCGGGACACCUGCCGUCGCUGUCCGUUGCCGUACACUUGCCGUCGUCGCCCAGCGGUAGCCUCCCUCCCUGGUCACGGCUAAGCGGCGAUAGCAGCAGCAGGCAUCUCCCUCUUCCUCCCGGUCGAUUAACUGCCGCCAGCAGUAGCGGCGGCGGCGCCUUGGGCGGGGUUGCUUCUACCGAAGCCCUCCCAACGGGUACGCCCCUUUGUUGUCAAGAAGCCUCCGAAGUUCGGGUGACGGACGGUGGCGGGUCAGUGUCCCCAGCGCCAUCCUCCGUACCGCUGCUGCCGCGGCUGCCGCUGCAGCCGUCUUUAGAGCUGCGACGCCUUAGUUCCUCCUCUUGUGCGCCGACAACCAAGAAAGAGCCGCUGCAGCCGCCUCCGCCACCGCUGCUGCUGCCGCCGUCGCCGAUGGCGCCUUCGUCGCUCCUGCCGUCACCUGCGGGCGCCACGUCAGCUGCGGAUGCCGUUCCGCCACCUGCCAGGUGUGGUGGCAAUCCUGCCGCGGAAGGGCCCCUGGAGUCGGCACCUCUUGAAGAAGGGCGCGGUGAAGACGCACAGCUGGAGGGUUGUAGCCUCGCUAAUGACGGCAACAGCAGCGGCACCAGCGGCGACGGCGGUGGCGACGACAGCGGCUGCCUGUCCAUGCAGCUGCCAGGUACCGCUGACACCAUCGCCACCGCGGUCGCUGAGGAGCCGCCGGCUUCGUCCCGAUGUAGGCUACAGGAUGGCGGAAAGGACGCGGUCGCCAGCGGCGGCGGCGGCGAUGGCGGAGGUGCAGACGUUGGCGAUGUCGCCGGCGGCGGCGGCGGCGCGCAAUCUCAGAGCGCUUCCAGUCAUGCGGGCUCUGACAGCGAGCGGGCGGUUGAGGAGUUACCAUUACUGGGGGAGCAUGCAGCUACCUCCUCCACCACAGCUGCGGCGGCGGCGGCGGAUGCGGAUGGGGAUGCUGAGGGAGGGCCUGCGGAGGCGGACGCGGCGGUGAGCCCGACGGGGAGCAGUACGGCAGCAGGGGCUGGUGCGAUGUCGACGUCGACGGCGGGGGCUGCUGCUGGCGGCGCAGUGGGGGAGCCGGGUUGGCGGCUGAGCUCCCAGCUGGGGCGAGUGGGCGAGGGCGCUCGGCUGCUGCUGCAAAGCCUGCGGAACACACUGCGGCGGACGAGCCAGGCGCAGGUCGUCCCCUUGGACUCCACAAACCUCACCUCUGGACUUCCCGGCAGCCGCCUAGUGGGCAUCCCGGCACGCGGCGGCAACGGCCGCAGCCACAACCAGCAAGGGGCCCAUGCAGGCACCCCCAGGGGCAUCCGUCUAGGCAUCCGCCGACCCACGGUUCACCUCGCGCGACCCAGCCAUCUAUCCAGCAGCAAUGUGGACAAUGAAAGCACCAGCGCCGACGGCAGGUCGAUCAGCGACGGUGGCGGCGAUGGCGCGACGGCGGCAGCGGCGGCGACCGGGACACGGCGGCGCACGCAGCUUAGGGUCGGGGGAGGUAGUCAAGGGUCGGGUCCGUUUGGACGGCGUUCAAUGAGGACUUCGGGAAGGCGGGGGGCCCGAGGAAGCCGAGGGGGCCAGGGCGGCAACGAUGGAUCUCCAGCGCCGGAGGCAACGCCGCCGCCGCCGCCGGGGGACGAUGGCGAUGACGACGGUGAGGAUGACGACGUGGUAGCAGUGGCGACUCCGGCGCUAUCAGCAACGGCGCCGGCUGGGGCAGGGGCAGGGGCAGGUGGUGGAGCCGCGGAGCAGGUGCAGCAGCCGCAGGCGGCGGAUCACGCGGAUGGCAGCGGUGAGGCUCUGUCCGAUACGUCGACAGGGUCCUCCACGGCCGGGGGCGCCAGCGCUGUAGAGCGCAGCGGCGACAGUGAGGAGGACGUGUGUCCCGUGUGCCUGGAGGAUGCACCGAACCUACUGGUCCAAGCCUGCCGCCACCCGCUGUGCAUCAACUGCGCGCGCGACCUGGUGAAGCGCCACAGCCUCACCCCGGCGCUGUGUCCCUACUGCCGGGGCAUCAUCUCCAGCUUCAAGCCGCGGUUGCUGCAGGGGGGCUUGGCGGGCGCCGCGGCCGGGCAGCGGUAGAGGGGGCUAGAGCGGCGCGGGGGUGGUGGUGGUGGCCGCGGGGUGAUGAAGAUAAUACCUAACAUGAUGACUAGGCAACCCAACCCGCUGAUUGGGGGAGGGCAUGGUCAAUGUAGGAAGUGUUAGGUGUGUUGCACGCAUGGGAGAGUGGGUAGGCUCCCCCUCGCUGCAGGCAAGCAGAGCGAAGCGGCACGGGGAUGUGGGUCGAAGCUGUUCUUGAAGCAACAACGAGCGAGGAGGUGCUGGGGUUGGGUGUGAAACGUGAUAGUUUUAGGGCUAUAGGUACGAUACCGUGGGGGCAUAUGGCUUGGAGGUGAUUUGGAUGGGCGGGUGGGGUCGGGUGGAAGCGGGUGUCCCGCCGGGCAUCGGUUGAUGUAUGAUGCUUAAGAGUACUGCUCAUCGCAUGUGAUUCGUACCAAUGGAGCACGCGGGGUUUCUCAAAAGGCGAUUUGCAUUAGGCCUCUUGGGGCUUUCCAAUGUCAGGCUGUCAGGCUGUUUUGAUGUGGAGGAGUGACAGUCUAGGCCGGAGGAAUGUUGGACUGGCUCGGGAUGGGAGGCAAGGCGUGUGGUGUGCAAUGAGGAUAAUGUUGAUACUGGUAUUCCAUGCAGCAACGAAGUACUGGGCCGUACGACACUCGACAAGCUUUGUUCUGGGAUGUGGACGAUAACCGGCCGUUGAGAUGGGGCCGUGGGGGUACAUCGCUCAUUGGUGCAUGCACGGCGCUUGGGCCGCUGGAUAUUAAGGCAGCAAUGCGCCCGUCCCACCCUUACAAGCUCACGCGCUUUGCGUUUUGCUCAACUCGGCCAGAGUUUGUUCUGUUGGCAUGUUCGGCCGGUGCUCGUGCCGUUUGUUGCAUUGGUAGGAUUGUACUGCGCAUAAUUGCUUAAAAGGGUUGGCAGGAGGCGUCGCUCAGUGUGCGAGUGUGCAUGGACGCUUGGGUUGCAGGUGUGGAUGCGAUAACGUACGCGAUGGGUGCCUGUUAAUGGAAGCAUGGGUGAAGUAAAAUGUAGGCAUUGUGACCAGCUCGUGAGUUGUGGUAGGUGUGGUGGGGUGUAUUGAACGACGGCCUGGAAGGAGGCCAGGUAGAGCUUGCAAAAGGCCUUAGGUACUGCAUUGUGAGCAAUAUUAGGAAUAUGUGCAACUGAACGGUGGGUAUGUUCCAUGUGGCCUGUGCCUUGGGCGGAUGAUGCGGUGAUUAUUUAUGUUGCGCUGUGAUUAGCGUAAGGAUUGGUCACAACUCACAAGCGCAAGUCGCGACAUUGGUCUUUUUGGAAGAUUGUAUCUUUCACACCUUGCAAUGGAGGUCUGGGGGCUGUUGCCUUUGGUGUCGCUUUUGCGCGUCGUUUGAGUUGGGUUCGUAGUGAGGCAAGCCCAGCUCGUCCAGCUAUUUUACACCCUUUUGCGAUGGAAGACAGCCAUCCUACCCAGCUUAUGGCUACGCAAAAAGGACAACUCGUGCUGCUUUUGCCUGAGCGAGUAACUUCAAGGCGAAACGACCGUGCACUGUCAGGAGAUAGCCCGUUUUCGAGGCCUCUUGAGCAGUGAUUGUGGUAAAUAACGGAGUGGCCUUAAGUGAAACGUGAAGUUGUGGAAACCAGCCUUAGGGACUGGAUGGCAGGGUCGCAAGCCGUAUGGGCGAGUGACUCACGAGAAAUCGAGGGAGACGUACGGCAACCCAACACAGCUCAUCCCUUUGCCCUCGUGCACCGCACAAACACAAGGGCAGGCUGUAUCUGGUAAACCAUGCUGACAGACCGUGUCAAGACCCACGG